This is a messenger RNA of Megachile rotundata (alfalfa leafcutting bee), 3011 nucleotides long. RefSeq lists its product as uncharacterized. Gene Ontology annotation, cellular component: cytoplasm. Gene Ontology annotation, molecular function: ubiquitin protein ligase activity. Lineage: Eukaryota; Metazoa; Arthropoda; Insecta; Hymenoptera; Megachilidae. The record is from RefSeq and is a predicted model, not a curated record.
CAGACGACCGAAUUGCCUUUUCUGCGUUUGCACGCGUCGAUGGGAUAGGCGUUGACCGGAUGCGUUCGAUCCUCCUCUCUUCUUCCUCCUUGCUUCUACGACCUUCUUCUUCUUCCAUCCUCUUUAUUUACCUUUCUAUCCUUCCUCUUCGAAUCGUUGCUUUAUAAGCUACUUAUUAUACUACUUAUAAGAGAAUACGCUUACGCGAUGCAACUCGUUAAUUUAAAAAUAGUUUAAUUAGGUUAACACACACACACACGCACACAGUUCGAUCGAAGACGCGUCGCGUUAAGGAGAAGGGAGAAGAGAACGAUUUGAAAAAAAAAUUGGCGUGCAUACUUCGUAGAACAGGCAUAAACGAUGGUUCUAUAACGGCGAGAACUCGUUAUUACCUUUUCAAGUGCUUUACAAACUUAAAAAUCGUCUUGGUGCUCGCUCGCAAUUUCUGCGGUAAAAUUGCGCAUACUGUUCGGAGCUGAGAAGAUUGUUACGUUCUUGUACCGUCGUCGUACUACGUUUUUCUUCCGAUACAAACAUCAACGGAUCGCGUAAUUACCCCUUGAAAUCUUGCCCCUAUUCCGUCCCGCGAGUAAUCUUUUCGGUUCUCUGCAGUAUCGUACGUGAUACGUUGUCUAGUUAAUCGUUAACUGUUAACUAUUCCAGACAACCGUUCCAAAGGACCGUACGUUGGGACGGAUAUCCAUGGAAUAGACAAAAGUAGUUGUAUUAUCGAUCUGGCAGCAACUUAGUAUCGUUACGAUGAUAUAUCGUGUAUUACCAGUAUUUAUAUACAUACGUAUGGCAUGUAUGCGUAUGUGCUACUAGUCGGACAACGGAUUAAUAGCUUAGCGCGUUAACGCUUCUAUCGUUGCGUUAUUAUCGGUUAAGAUUUUUUCUUUACGAUUAUUAUUCCUUUUUCCGAUACCGUCCUCUUCUUUCUUCUUAGUUUUCUUUUUCCUUUCAGCUACUCGUAAGACACGCGCGCGUACUUGUUAACGAUUGAAAGGAACGACCGAUGACAAACUUGUCGUGUUAUUCGCGUUUGCCGAACAUAAUGUAUCCUCGCUUAGAGAUCCGAUAGCGUAGAACUGUUGCUCGAAAAGAGAACGAGACACCGAUAAUUAUUAUACAAACGUUAUAGCUAACUACAACAUUUUUCUGAAAUGUUUUUUCACUUUUUCUACUGCCCAAAACGCGAGCAGUUGAACAAAAUAUAUUGUUCCUAUUAACGAUUCCGAUGGCUGGAUUAAAAUUACAGCUUUGCUGUGGAGUAGCUAGGCCUAGAAAAGUGUUCGCACGAUAAAUUUAUUGCUUCCGAUUCGUUCCAGUCGAAUAGGUACGUUUAACGUAUACCGUAAAGAAAAUUCUUUCGAUAAUUAUUCUAUACGAAUACUGCCACCAGCGGUCAUAUAAAAAACGCGAGCAGUAAAUGAACGAAAAGUAAACGGUAUGCUCGGAAUAUUCGUACCUUCGAUCGGAUGCGAAUAGAGAUCGAUUACGUUCGAAAAUAUCUCAAAAUAGUUAUACGAAUAGAUAAUGUGUUACUUUGACUGAAUUUUUAAACAAAUAUCAAGGCGAUCUCGGCUUCGAGUGUUGUUGUUGUUGUUCUUACUGCAUCGACAUAAUAGAACGUUCUUCGAAUAAAAAGCAUUUUCUUCUUCGUUUUCUCUCCAACUAAUAAAAUCAACUUGACGAUUCAAAUACAUGCGCACUCGAUCCUCGCACAGCUUUUACCACCGCCGAUAACAGCGAGAAGAAAGAUUUCAAAUUUCGUGCCUACUAUUUCUACCGGUGGAUGGGAAAAGAGGGCGCUCGGCAGAUAUGUUUCGCUACAAAAAUCGUUGUCGAUGGUUUUACAGCUCGUACGAUGAUGCUGCCCUCUGAAGUUAGUCGGUUUUAAGUUUUCAAGAUUGAAUGCUUACAUCGACAUUCUAUGUACCAAGGGGAAUACCCACGAUACGCAACUGAUAAGUAAGGGAUCGAAAAGAUUUUUGUCGUUUACAGUUAACCAUUAUUCGACCGUUUGUUAAUUGAAAUACUCUUGACUAUGAAUAAUACAAAGAAAUGGAACGAUAUAUUGGAGGAAUUGCUGCAAUGUUGUGUCUGUUUAGACAUACCUGAUUCGAUGGUGUUACAAUGUUCCAAUGGACAUUUGAUUUGUGAUUCUUGUAGGAGAAGACUGGAACUGUGUCCGAUAUGCAGUCAGCAAUUCAUUCAAACGAAAUGUCUGCUUGCCGAGGAUAUAAUUUCUAGAAUGGAAGAUAUAAAGAUGAGUAUAGCCGAAGAAAUCGUGGAGAAAUUGCAGCAACGAGAACAGCAGUCCGUUUUUACUCAAACAACUUUCGUGACCGAUGCAAAAUGUACGGCCACGCAAACCGACGAUAACACUGUUCAGGAUAGGAAAGUACAGAAAAAGCAAUUAUACCAGUGUCAAAUCGGUCGUUGCAAUUUCAAGACCUUUUACAAAGUACUGCUUCAACAUUUAACGGAACGGCACAGGAAUGUAUUUUACAAUAUUUAUCAGGAAGGCGAAGUGAUCAGCGAAAACUUCGUAUUAGACAUUGACAAAUUGCCGAGAUAUUAUGACUUGGCACUUAUUGUGAAUAACAUGAAUUUAUUUUUUCUUAAAAUUAAAAUCCAUAAUAACGGACAAUUGGUAGCUAAUCUACAAGUUGUAGAUAAAAAUGUUGAAACCACGCUAUUUCAGUAUCGGUUUUUAAUUACCGAUGGAUCGUGCUAUUUACGUCGUCGAGGGAUGGUGACAUCCUGCCUCGUACAAAAAGAAACGGCUCAUCAACAUAGCGUUCGCAUGGACGAAAAAGAAAUGUUGACGUUGAUGCGUGCAAAGUCGAUCGAAUGUACCAUAAUUAUAAAAAAAUGUGUACACCCCAUGAAAAUAAUCGAUGCGACAUCGAACGAAUAGAUUAAUCAUGACGCAAGUUUUAUUUGGACUCGUAACAUAUAUGUAUUUUUCAUUAAUUAAAUAUAAUUUUUCGUUUCGUCGUUGAAAA